Jatropha curcas is the source of this 824-nucleotide messenger RNA. Its product is annotated as MYB-like transcription factor ETC1. Gene Ontology annotation, biological process: regulation of DNA-templated transcription; cell differentiation. Gene Ontology annotation, molecular function: transcription cis-regulatory region binding. The record is from RefSeq and is a predicted model, not a curated record. Gene Ontology annotation, cellular component: nucleus. Lineage: Eukaryota; Viridiplantae; Streptophyta; Magnoliopsida; Malpighiales; Euphorbiaceae.
GAGUUCCUCAAUCAUUUUCAUUCCAACCAAACGGUUAAGCAUUCCCAACUACCUAUCAAACUUGGACUAUCGACACUUCCUUUCAACUACCAUUCCCGCACCACCCACUCUUCUCCUCUAUCAAUUAGCAACCACCAUUAUAAGCGCGGUUUUGGUUCACAUGGAAUCAAUCAUCCACAUCCCUAAAUUCUUGAGUCUUACAAAGAAAAAAGAAAAGAAAAUUCUCUCUUUACUUUCUUCUCAUUUUCUGUGUUUGCAGGUUCAAAUUCCUUAUGGCUGACUUUGAUCACUCAUCUAGUGAUGAUAAUAUCUCUGCUGACUCUAGAGAUGAAUCUAGCCAGGACUCUAAGCCUGAAUUUUCAGAGGAUGAGGAAACCCUAAUUGUUAGGAUGUUCAAUCUGGUUGGUGAAAGGUGGUCUCUAAUUGCUGGGAGGAUUCCAGGAAGAACAGCAGAGGAAAUUGAGAAGUAUUGGACUUCCAGAUACUCUAUAAGUCAAUGAAAAAGCCCAAAAGAACUGAAUGGUUCUUGCUGCUGCUGCUGCUGCUUUUGUUGUACUUUAUUAUAAGGAGCAUCAAAAUUUUGGAUGUUUUAAGGGCUUACUUUGCCAGGCAAAGCAAAGAGAAGGAACUGCAGUUAUGACUUAUGAUAUGUGUUUGUUCAAUGCUUCUUUACCAGAAGCAUUUUGGUAACUAAUGAUUUUGUGAGCUUUUGGCUAAUCUGAUGGUGGAUGUAAAUGUGCAUGUAAAACUCUUUAUUGAUUGGUUGUGGUGAAAACUUUUAUUAUUAUUUUUUAUUGCAAUCAGAUGAUAUUAUGACAAACAAA